This is a messenger RNA of Babesia ovata, 5730 nucleotides long. RefSeq names its product Sec7 domain-containing protein. Gene Ontology annotation, molecular function: guanyl-nucleotide exchange factor activity. Gene Ontology annotation, biological process: regulation of ARF protein signal transduction. The transcript is spliced from 2 exons. Bases 1 to 5730 code for a protein of 1909 amino acids. NCBI's taxonomy places the organism in Eukaryota, Apicomplexa, Aconoidasida, Piroplasmida, Babesiidae. The record is from RefSeq and is a predicted model, not a curated record.
AUGGAGACCGGCGACCGCAAUCGAGGCCAAACUGAGGGGCCUAGGCGCAUCGAGGUAGUGAAGUUGGAGGCCUACCACGUGCUCUCGGCGCUCAAGGAUCACCUCAGGAACAGCCAGAACACCACAAGCCUUGUGCCAGUACUGGGCACCGACACCGGCUCUGGCAAGGCGCUGCAGGAGCCCUCCCUGACCCGGUACUUCAAGCUCCUGAUAGUCAAGGGUGUGCCCAGCGAGGACAUAUUCCUCGACAUAGCGCACAUAAGGCCCUUCUUGGAGGUGAUGAAAACAUGUGACUCGAAGCAGAGCAAGCUCAUUAUACUAUGCGCGGAGGCCAUCUCGAAGUUCACGCAGUGUGAAAUUGCCAACUUCAACCACAAGGAUGCGCCUGCCGUGCUCAACACCACCUUCGAGGAGCUUUUGCGGCUGUUCUCGACGAAUGUGGAGCCAAAGGAGGAUCUGUUGACACUAAAAAUCCUGAAGGCGCUCUGCGACAUACUGCGCUCAAAGGGAGGCAACCUUAUCACGAAUGAAAACAUAUGCGUCAUGUUCAAAAUGAUCGCAACGCUGCUCACUGCGAGGCACAGGAACAGCGCGAUGCGGAAGCUCAUACACGACGAGGUUGUCAACCUGCUGCAGGCCUCGCUGGGGCACUACGACAAAAACGCCAUAAAGCCCACGAAGCCGAAGGGGCUAUCGCGAAGAGUCAGCAGCACUUUCAUAUUCAUCAGCCUGCUCCUGGCCCAAAAGACGUCGCAACAACCUUUCAGCCUAUACGCUGAGGACUCAUUCCUCUCCCAGGAGGAUAAGGACACGGCUGCUAGGUUCAGAAACGACUUCGCCAUACUAUCGCAAAACGUGAUAUCUUUCCCCGCGUUGUGGAACGAGUUCUGCUCAGACGUCUGUGUGGUGGGACUGGAAACGCUCAACCAAACCAUGGAGUUCGGAUCGCUUUACCACAGGCAGUACAACGCGGUACUGCCGAUCGUCCAGGUCUUCAUAGCAAACUCCAUAUAUCGCAUGUGCUUCACGGAAACUCUGUCGCUGUACUCGUUGGUCUUGAGGUCGCUCAAGAACCUGCUGUUCUUCUUCAGGACGCAGAUGAAGGCGCAGUUCGAGGCGUUGCUCACGCAUAUCAUCGCGUCUGUCGUGAACCACGUGCAUGAAACGAAGACGUAUUUGUUCAAGCCCGACAUCAUCGAAAUGAACAUGGAAUUCAUCGUAGACUUGUGUCACAAUGAGCAGCUCAUCAUGGAGUUGUACGCAAACUACGACUGCGACGUCAGGUGCGCGAACAUCUCGGACGUGCUCAUCAAGGGUAUCAUAACCUGCCUGGUACCAACGCAUGACUUCGACCCUAGUAGCGCAAAUGAUCCUGUAAGGGGUAGAAUAGCACAAUCAACAGUGGUACUGAGAAGAAAGGCUUCAUCGGGAUACGGAAAGACCGCGGGCGACGGCAGCUGUGUAGUCAAUUUGGAGUUCAUGGCCCUCAACGCGUUGCAAGGUAUACUUAAAUCAUUGGCUACUGACACUAUGGAAACCAAAAAUUCGCCAAUUGCCGAAAAGGAUUCGCACUUCGUCAAACUUAAGCGGUGGAAAGACAUGCUUAGAGGGGCAGCGGAGACAUUCAACACCACAGAUCUGGGAGAUGGCUGGAUACCACUGGUAAAGAAAAUAGGGCUGCUUCCAGAGCACCACUCUCCGAAGGAUGUGGCAACAUUCCUCAAGUGUGUUCCGGAUAUGAAUCUUAGAAAGGUGGGAGAGUACCUGGGGACACACAAGAAUCCGCAAUUCAUGGAUCAAGUUAGAGUAGAGUUUGCGAGGCUCCACAGUUUUAGGGCGUUGCCGAUCGUCAUGGCGAUUAGGUUGUUCCUGUCGUCUUUCAGGUUGCCGGGUGAGUCGCAGCAGAUCGAGAGGAUCAUCGAGGUAUUUGCUUCCACAUACUUCGAAGCGCAGCCGCUGGCCGACGAAACUGAUGACAAGGCCGACAGCAAUGGAAAGACGCAGUCAAACGAGAAUGUGCCGGACAGCAAAAGGCCAAGGUGGGUUAUCCAGGAGAAUGCCUUCUGGCAACUCAACUUUACCUCGUACGGGGUUGCAAACGUGGGGACGAUAAACGACCAUAUCGCAGCAGAAGAAGAGGCACCCUACGAGCACUUCAAGAGGCAAUUCAUGCAGAAUGAAAUCGAAAAUAUACUGACGAACGAAAGAAUGAAUCUUGUCACUGAGGCCAUUAAGGACGACACCAUCGUAGCCGGCAUGCAACUGACGCAAUCUGAACCCACACAAGAAGACGACAGCAAAACAGGAAAGAACAGGGAUGUAGGUGUUGUGGAUGAGCACGUGAAACCUGGGUUCGCAUACGUAGCGAACGCCGAUGUCAUUUUUGUCCUGUCGUACUCGAUUAUCAUGCUCAAUACGGAUCUGCACAACUCGCAGAUAAAGAAGAAAAUGAAACUGGAGGAUUUUGUCCGAAACAAUAAGGGAAUAAAUAACGGGAAGAGCCUGCCUUUUGAAUUCUUGGAGGACAUAUACACGACGAUCAAACAUCACGAAAUUAAACUUCACAAGGCUUCUGAACAGACUGAGACUGUCAAGUACGACGGCUUCUUCUGGGUGGACCACGUCCUACAGAGGCAAAGGCUUAUGUGUAGCUUUAACACGGAUCUUUGCGCAUACGGGUGGGGAAUAAAACGCAGCAUUUUCCAACUGCUGUGUAAAAACCGAUUCCACCAUGCACUCAACACAGCCCUAGUUGUCGCGCAAUCGAUCUCAGGGCUCAAAAGGUGUAUACGCAUGAUAUGGCUGUUCAUGAGAGUUGCGUUGAAGUUCGAGGAAAAGGAUGUCAUUAAUCAAACUUUCCGACUCUCGAGCAUCAACAUCGAUGAUACCAUCGGUUACAGGUGCCAGCUUUCACUGGCGUUGCUGCUAAAUGUGAUUGCCACUGCGUCCAACUUGUUUGACGAGGCAUCCUGGGUCAAAGUCAUGGACACCAUAAUCAAGCUUUAUUACCUCAACCUAUUGCCCCUGUCCUUCGCGGCUUUGGAUAUCGAUGCGCAUGUGUUUGGCAACUGCAGCGCGCUGACUGACGCCCUAGUGCCUCCCACCAUCCGCUUCAGGCGUAACUUGGAUGCGAGAAAAGGUGCCGGGUGGUUAGGAGGGUGGACUAACUUCAUGUUCGGAAAACCUGUUUCGCCAAGUAGCAGCGAACAAGGGGAUGUGGCUGAUUGUGAUUUUGAUGAGCUUGCAAGGCUCAGCUUACAACGAUCAGAUUCGCAACAAGCGCCAAACGAGCAGUUCCUCUUCCUCUGUGACGUGCAGUCCACCUGCGACGUGCCUGUGGAGAACCCGUACUUCAAUGUCGACCUUCUCAAACGCGGUGUCAAUCCGAUACAAACAAAGGAGGAUGAAGAUGCCAUCAAGGAAGUGACGCAGGCGUUUGGCAACGACGCCGACAGGGAGGAGUUACUGCCACAGGUGCUGGCGUACAUGAACCUUAGGUUGGCAUUCCUGAACAUAUACAACGUCAACAACCUAUUCCUUGGGGCCACAGCGAGCGUCGGGAGCGAAAACUACCUGACCGUUAUGAAGGUCAUCGCAUGCCGCAUUGUAGAGGCUGCAACAAAGGAUAAGGAGGUGCCAACCACCGCAAAGCCUAAUGGCGCCCCCAGUCAGACGUCGCAGGCGUCUGCGGCGAACUCCAGAACGGAAAUCAAUGUAUCGCAAGAAGGGUCGUUGGUGGAACCCUGCCCAAAAGAAAUUAAAAGCUUUAACAGCAAAGUGGAGCCCGCGUUCUUUUUGGGUAUAUUCACCAAGGUAUGCAUCACGGUAUUCGAGAGUACCAAACAGGUUAUCAAGCACAACGGGGCUUCGCUGAGCAAGGAUGAGGAAGCCAAACUGAAGAUCACCGUGAUCUUCACUGUGAAGUGUUUCCAUCUCAUGGCUAGUACGCUCAUCUUCCGCGACGCAUUGGAGCACAUACCGAAACCGGAUGAUGUUCUCGAAGUUUUCGGGCUCGCGGAUGAUGAUGAACUAUAUGAGCAAAUAUCUAACGAUGAGAGCAUGGCUAUGUUGCAGGAGACAACCGAAAAACUUAUAAAGUCCGUCAAAAGCGAUACUGUCCUGUCCUCCUAUUUGUGCAUUAUGAUCCUCAAGUUGAUACUCUGGUUUACGCAAAACUCACAAUACGACACCGUUGUGUUGCGCGGUAAACGGAGCUCCGGCGAUGAAACUGCUUUCCCCAAUGGAUUGUCGAGAAUUGACACUAAAGGUAAGGCAACGUCGACCAAAGAGUCGACGGAAGACCUGAGCGUUAGGUGGUCAGACCUCUGCCUCUGGCUUGGUGCGUGGUUGCUGCAGAUGCUCAUACACUUCGAAAACAGAGUCUUUUACAACCACAUAGAGCCCACAGUUAAGGUCAUAUCAAGUGUGGCUACAAGCAAGGUUAUCGCACGAAACAACUACUUCAUGAAGGUUAUGUUGGCUGCUUUUCAGAGAGUUACCAAUCACAACUUGCCGUUCGCAAAGGACGUUACAACCGCGCUUCCAGGGGUGGAUCGUGUCAGGAGGAUACAGAACGCGAUAGCAGGUGUUUUGCCCAUCGUGAUGCGCAACAACAAGUGUCUGGUCAAAUCGGAACCGCAUGUGAUGGCAAAUGGGGAUGGUGACGUUACCGACGACGACCACAACCGGGGUAUAGUGGCAAUACAAAUGCUCGUCGAAAUGAAAACUUUCGCUACCAAUGAUGAAGUUGUCGAGGCUCUGUGGCUGUACGCAAUACAUGCGCUCGCUAUCAUAUGUUCAAUGGGGCCGCAGCGCAUAUACUUGGAAGCCAAUAAGGCUCUCAACAAAAUAUUGCUCAAAGAGGCUGCGCCCAAAGGAUGGUGCAAUACUAUAACCCGUGUUGUUCGUAUAUUCGACUACCUCUUGGCGCCAAUUCUCACGAACAAUUUCCAGUACCCCUUCAUGUACCACAUGGUUGCCGUGCCGCUGACCAAGAUGCCUCCCAAAAUCGCAAACGCACGACGCGGCAAUUGGGACAUCGUUGGACCGUUCAGCAAACAGAAAUACAGUGUACUAAAAUGUCCUGUGUGGAUGGAAAACGUCGUAACGGAGCAUCUGGCGUCCUACAGCGUCGCAGACGUGGAUGACAUCAACACCCGCAGAGCGGAGAUGACCAGUCUCAUAUGUCAGUACAUGCUGGCAAACAUGUCCACGCUGAGCACCAUGGAACUGGUACCUAUCGAAAUAAAGAAGGUGAAGGAAAUGGCCAGCAGCCUGGAGUAUCUGCUCUACACCUCGGAUCAGAAGACCUGCUCGCAGACGUGUGUCAAGAGGUUGAUAACGGUCACGAACUACAUUCUGAAUGUGAUCAUACCGAGCAACGGAGAGUACUACACGGACACAACCAGCGACACGUACUUGGAGUCCCUCAAGAACUUCCUGCUGGUGCUUCUCACAUCACCGGAGCUGAAAAGCGCCGACGAAGGGUGUGUUCAGCACUUCAAGAACGAUGCCGAGCUCAAGCAGUGUCUGGAACUUGUAAAGGACUCCGUGGAUAUGACGUCGGCAAGCCCAGGGGAGUAUGCCCUCGCUUCGCUGUUGGCCCACACGUUCUCUACAUCCGAUUUCCUCAAGGAACUGUUUUUGGAUAUACUGAAGGUGGUGUUUGCAGCUCCGCCGCCGGCAAUAGAAAAGACGGAGGCGGCGGCUGAUGAUGCAGCCGAACAGUAA